Molecule: messenger RNA, 3873 nt
Organism: Carassius auratus (goldfish)
Lineage: Eukaryota; Metazoa; Chordata; Actinopteri; Cypriniformes; Cyprinidae
Product: transcription factor RFX3
Exons: 16
Coding region: 1088-3304 (738 amino acids)
Biological process (GO): regulation of transcription by RNA polymerase II
Cellular component (GO): nucleus
Molecular function (GO): DNA-binding transcription factor activity, RNA polymerase II-specific; RNA polymerase II cis-regulatory region sequence-specific DNA binding
Source: RefSeq, a predicted model, not a curated record
AAGCUGCUGUGUGUGUGUUGUGGAGCUUUAAUUGGGUGUCGAUCUGCUGCUGCUUCAUUCUGCUUCAAUCCAGAUGUUUCUCCUCCCAUCUGCUUUCACUCAUUCACCCUAAACCUUACUAAACGACAUCUGUCUGGGUCUGAAUAGCGUUCACGAACAUCAUCUGUGAGACCAAACAGCGGGAAACGCGAUGAAAACGGUGUUUAAUCGAAGCGCCGCGUCAUUUUCUCUCGAAGCAGGUGUUGCUAAGCGGCUAGCGUUAGCAUCGUGAGAACGAAUGGAGCGAUUGUUUACUACUUUGCCUUCAAAAUCACAUCGUUCUGGAUGCUUUUUCAUGUUUUUAGUCGUUAAACGCGCUUUAGUUGUGUUUAACAUGCAUAUCCAAGUAAUUUCAGUAGCUGGGUGCUGCAUUAUCUUUAACCUCUGACGCUCGUUUGUAAUGAAAGCGAACGGAUUUUCUCCUCACCGAAGUGUUUGUGUAUUUGUUUUCUUCUGAUAAAUGCUGCUGGAGGAUUUAAAGUGUGCUUCUGUGUAAUAUAAUGUCGCACAUGUAGAUUAUCUGUCUGUCUUCUAUUGUUAUAAAGCUGCUAAGCUAUUGGCCCUCAGCCCUCUGGGGCCGCGUCUCAAAACCCAGUGUGCUCCCUACAUAGUGCUCCCUACAUGGUGCUCCAGAGGCAUCCUUGGACAAAAACAAGUGGGCUGGCUAUCUUAAACCUCAUUUUUGAGCAGCUGUCUCUGUCUAGAUCUGGUUAUUUGCACAUUCAUUGACUUAUUCGUGUCUAUGUCACUGGUUGAAUCAAAACAUCUUUUGAUAUUAUGAUUUGUAGUUUAUCUAGUUGUUUGGCUUUAUUCUUCUUACAUUGGAUAAAUGAGGAAAUGCAGGGAAGCUCACGGGAUUAAAGGUGCAUCCCAAAUCAUAUUCCUGAUUAAUGCUGUUCAGUCGCUCCACUCUUUUUUAUUUUAGCAUCAUUAAUUAUUUUUCAGAAUACAAAUGUCCUGAUGAUUUAUUUACUCGUCCAAGAUGUUCAUGUCUUUUUCGUUUUCAGUCUGUGUUUGAGGAAAACAUUCCAGGAUUUUUCUCCAUAUAAUGGACUUCAAUGGGAACCAGCGGGUUGAAGGCGCCAUGCAGACCCCAGAGGCAGGCGCGGACUCCACGUCCAGCGUGCCGCUCCAGACCAGCGUGCCUGCGGUCAGUGCCCAGCAGGGGGCGUCUCAGGUGCCCGUCCAGCAACAGGCGCAGACUGUUCAACAGGUCCAGCAUGUGUAUCAAACACAGGUGCAGUACGUUCAGGAGGAAAACAACGCCGUUUACACCAACGGGACCAUACGGACGUAUUCAUACUCAGAACCACAGCUGUACAACCAGAACAGCAGCGGGAACUACUUCGACACGCAGGGCAGCUCGGCUCAGGUGAGCUCUCACAGUUUGACCAACAACGGGAACGGUGCUCUGGCCAUGGGGCUGUCAGGAGGACAGAUCAUCAGCAGCUCAGGAGCGUAUCUGAUUGGAGGAAACUCCAUGGAUGGCUCCGCCCCUCACAGCACGGCUCAGACCACUAGAGCCUCCCCCGCCACGCUGCAAUGGCUCCUGGAUAAUUACGAGACAGCGGAGGGCGUGAGUCUGCCACGCUCCACUCUCUACAAUCACUACCUGCGCCACUGUCAGGAGCAGAAGCUGGAUCCGGUCAACGCUGCGUCUUUCGGGAAGCUCAUCCGCUCCAUCUUCAUGGGGCUGCGCACACGCCGCUUGGGCACCCGAGGGAACUCUAAAUAUCACUAUUACGGGAUUCGUGUGAAGCCGGACUCUCCUCUGAACCGGUUGCAGGAGGACAUGCAGUACAUGGCAUUGAGACAGCAGCCCGUCCAGCAGAAGCAGAGAUUCAAGCCAGUACAGAAGUUGGAUGGCGUUUCGGGGGAGAACUUCUCCACCGGGGGGCAGCACACACCUAACGCUGCGGAGCAGACGUUCAUCGCUCAAAGCCAGCACCAUCAGCAGUUCCUGGACGGGUCCAGAGCUCUGCCAGAGUUCGUCGAACUUGACCUCGGAGAGCCUGUGGAAGGCGUCGGACCCGAAGACGUCAAAGCCCUUCAGACGCUGUACAGAGAGCACUGCGAGGCCAUUUUGGACGUAGUGGUGAACCUUCAGUUCAAUCUCAUCGAGAACCUGUGGCAGACUUUCUGGCGCUAUUCUCCCUCCAGCUCCGUGGAGGGCGUCACCAUCACUGAAAACAGUGGUUUGAGCGAGAUCGAGGGCCGCCUGCCGCGGAGCACACUGAUUCUUCUCUGCAGAAACGAGGCAGUGCUCAAGUGGAUGAACACCUGUGAUCACCUGAUGUACCAGGCCCUGGUGGAGAUCCUCAUCCCUGAUGUUCUCAGACCCAUUCCUAGUGCCUUGACUCAAGCCAUCCGUAAUUUUGCCAAAAGCCUUGAGGGCUGGCUCACCAACGCCAUGAGCAGCAUCCCUCAGAGGAUGAUCCAGACCAAGGUUUCCGCUGUUAGUGCCUUCGCUCAGACGCUCCGCAGAUACACGUCUCUGAAUCAUCUGGCGCAGGCGGCCCGUGCAGUGCUGCAGAACACCUCCCAGAUCAACCAGAUGCUCAGCGAUCUCAACCGGGUCGACUUUGCCAAUGUUCAGGAGCAGGCCUCGUGGGUGUGCCAGUGUGAAGAGGGCGUAGUUCAACGCCUCGAGCAGGACUUCAAGGCCACCCUCCAGCAGCAGAGCUCUUUGGAACAGUGGGCAGCUUGGCUGGACAACGUGGUCACUCAAAUACUCAAGCCGUACGAGGAUAAACCAUCCCUCCCCAAAGCUGCACGCCAGUUCCUGCUCAAGUGGUCCUUCUACAGCUCUAUGGUCAUCAGAGACCUGACCCUCCGCAGCGCGGCGAGUUUCGGCUCGUUCCACUUGAUCCGGCUGCUGUACGACGAGUACAUGUUCUAUCUGGUGGAGCACCGCGUCGCACAGGCCACAGGAGAGACGCCCAUCGGCAUUAUGGGAGAGUUUCAGGACCUGAAUACCAUGUCACCUGCCAACAUCGACAAAGACGAGGUGAGCGAGAUGGACAGUGAUCUGGACGAGGAGAUGGAGGAGUCUGACGAGCCUCUGGCCAAGCGGGAGAAAGCGGAGACGGAGGUCAUCCAGGUGUUGCAGGUGGGAGCCGUGGAGGACGGCAGCGGCGCGGUGGUGAGCGUGGUUCAGUCCAGCAUGCUCAGCACUUUACCCUCGACCGAGCACAUCCUCAGCUCGAGCGGAACCAGCACCAUCCGCCACUGCGGCAGUGUGGGAAACACCUACGCCUCGGUCUGAAAGCACGUCCGUUUCGCUCUUAUCCCCCAUGAGCGCUUUCUAUCUCUUUCAGUACCAUGUCUCCAAGACAUCUAUUCUUAAAAGCGAAAAUGGAUCUCCACGACAGCUCCAGCGAGCUAUUAAAUCAACUUUAUGAUGUGAUGGGAUGCUGAUUGUAAAGUUUAAAGCCCUGAUGUUAGUAGAAAGCAUUAUUGGAUGACCCAGAACUCAAAUCCAAGCCACUAGCUCCACCAGGGACACCAUUCGCCUAGUUGAUAUUUAUCACUUCUCUAUUACUGUACUGGUUAUUGUUUACGGUUUGGUUUAGAACAUUGUAAUUGGCCAAAUGUUGCGUGCUGUUUGGUUAGGGAGUGGAAAGUCUCGCUGUGUGUAAUCGAAGCGGGCUAGACGAGUGUUUCCAAAUGCCUUCUGUUAGUAGAUUUAGUCGUGUGGUAGCUCGAGUUUUUCGUUGUAAAUAUAUGCUGCAUGUGCGAACUGUAUUGUGGGUCUUUUUCUUUUUACUAAUUGGACCAAAAACACAAGUGUGAGAGACAACAGGGCCAUUUCGAAGCUUUGCUGCUUCGGUGCGA